AUACAGGAAGCUCUCCACGGAGGGCUGAAAUGAGCCGCUCUAACGAGCCAAGGCUGAGUACUAGUAUCCUGAGCCCUGGAGUAAAUGCUCGAAGAACCCCGACCUGCGCUGCCAACUCCUCUGCGUCGCCUCCCAUUCCUAAGCGCAGGGUGUGUAGAUUCCAGGAUUUGAGAGAAAGAGCAUUCCAAGCAGAGAGGGGACGGUUCCAUGGGAGGCGAGGAGGUAUGUUAGCUCCGAAGUAAAGAUUGCGCAGUUGAGGGCAGACGAGAGCGUCGAACAGCGCUUGGAGCGAGUCGGUUUCGGUAGGGAGGAUGAGAGUAAGGGUAUGCAACAAAGGAAGGUGUGUGGGCGCUGUCAACAAUGCAAGGCCUUCGGCCCUGAUGGACAGACGGCGCAAGCUAGAUAGCGAAGAAAUGUAGGACAGGUCGGUCAGACUGAUACGAGCGUCUGAACUCGUGCGCGAGAUAGUAAGGGUA
Molecule: messenger RNA, 476 nt
Organism: Dacryopinax primogenitus
Lineage: Eukaryota; Fungi; Basidiomycota; Dacrymycetes; Dacrymycetales; Dacrymycetaceae
Exons: 1
Source: RefSeq, a predicted model, not a curated record